This is a messenger RNA of Linum trigynum, 1824 nucleotides long. Lineage: Eukaryota; Viridiplantae; Streptophyta; Magnoliopsida; Malpighiales; Linaceae. The record is from the annotation of a GenBank genome assembly.
UAAGAGAAAAAAGAAUAAAAUAAGUAAAAUAAAAACAAAUACACACAACAAGCAAUAAAAUAAUAACUUUCCUGAAAACUUAAAAGAACAAUAAAUGAAAAGAUUUUCUGACGCGAUUCUCGAAAAUACCCUCCACACGAACUCCAAAUCGUCAGAAUAUGAUCUUCACUUGACGCCUCUCUCCCUCUCCCAUGGCCUCUCUCCUCCCUCCUUUAGGCCAUCGUUUAUCCUUUUCUGAUUUUCCAUGAUCAGAAGAAUCUUCGGCAACUCUCGCUUCCCCUUCGCCCAAUCCCUUUCUGAGACAUCGUUAGGAAAAUCCCCAGCAUCCGGUAAUGGGUCGAUCCAAGUCCAAAAUCAGCCGUAAAAUCCGCCGCCGGCUGUCCAUCCUCCGCCGCUGCAUUCUCCGGCUAUGGAACCAAAUCCUCAUGUGCUCCAUCGGGAAACCGAUUAGGUACCGAAUGAUGUCUCUUCCCGCCGUUGUUCCCUCCGCUUCAUUGCCUCUUUCCUCUGCCGCCGGCGGCGGCGUAAUGGAGGAGGUAGCCCUCGUCAAUCGUCCCCUGCCCUCCGCGGCGGCGAUUCUUCACAACAGCAGCAACGGCGUCCACCGUGUCGAUUCGGAUUUGGUUGCUUUGAAGAUUAGCCUCUUGGGUGACAGCAAUAUUGGGAAAACAAGCUUUUUGGCGAAGUACGUCGGCGAUGAGACGGAUGAAGGUGGAAGAAUCGGAGGAGGAGAUGGGCUUAAUUUGAUGGGCAAAAUAUUGCAAGUUGGUGGCGCUCGGAUUUCCUACACUCUCUGGGAAGUUGAUAGUGGAGAUAAGUCGAGGGACCUGAUUCCGGCGGCUUGUAAAGAUUCUGUGGCAAUUCUCAUCAUGUUCGACCUCACCAGUCGGGUCACUCUAAACGGAGUGAUGAGAUGGUAUCAAGAGGCACGGAAGUGGAAUCAGACGGCUAUACCAAUUUUGAUUGGAACAAAGUUCGACGAUUUCAUCCAGCUCCCCAUUGAUCUACAGUGGACAAUUGCCAGCCAGGCGAGAGCAUAUGCCAAGGCGCUGAACGCGACGCUGUUCUUCUCCAGUGCAACGUACAACAUCAAUGUGAACAAGAUCUUCAAGUUUAUAACAGCCAAGCUCUUUGAUCUGCCAUGGUCUGUGGAGCGAAACCUUAAUAUUGGAGAGCCUAUCAUUGACUUCUGAAGUUUUGUAGCAGGAACUCUCUCGACAACCAACCCUUUUCAUAUUGCCGCCUCCUCGAUGGACAGUGAUGAGUGUCAACCGGUCACCGGAAGUUGUUCUGCUUCGGUGAUUCCUGGAGUUGUUUCUUCUUGGAACUGUGGUGGUGGUGGCAGUGGCCUGGCGUGCGAUGCAGGUUGUGAUUUGUUACCCUCCCGAAGUGUAGAGAAAACUCACUGUUCUUUUCCUUUUCCCCAUUUCUUCAUCAAAUCACUAGUUCCUUAAUCUUUGUUUCUUACAAUUUUGUCCCUUCUGAGUGAUUUAUAGUUUCAUAGUACUCGGUCGGUUCAGUUCACACAUGUACAGGAUCCAGGAUCUUGGGGAAAAUAAUGCCAGUAAUAAUGAGAGAGGGGGUGUUUGGUGUAUGUUUCAGACUUGAUUCGAAAAAUUGCAGAAACUCAACACUCAACAGUCUAAAUGGAAGAGAGAGAUUUCUUAUUCUUAAAGCACAAUCCAUGUGGUUGUAACCAAUGCAGUCCAAAUCGCGCUUUAAAAUUUAAAAACUUACGAUUUUACCCUUUUAGGUCAUCAAAACGCUUUCGUUUCCAUAUAAAAACUUAAGUGUAUAAAAUCGGACUAAAUUCCGCUUUAAAGC